UAUGUAACAUACUAAAUACUUUGUCAGAUUAUUUUCAUUUACUACAUCCAAAAGUUUGAUGUGUUACUGGUCAUGAUAUUACAUUUUUAUACGCAGACCUAUAUUGUUUACAUUGCGGAAGGAUUAAGUCGCAAGAAGGCGCACGUGGCGACAGAAACAUGGCGCAGGCGUCGUCUGUCGGACUGCAGUCCCGACUGACUGCAAGUUCUUAUCUCCCAGCCAUCCCUCCAAAGGUUCCAAAAGAAUCUUCGUCCUACCCUAGGUACGUUCAUAACGCUCCAUACUCGGCUCUCAGUGGAAUCGUGGUGGACGGGCGGGUACCUGUUCGGCACCUUGUGUUUCCGAGAUGUCGUGAGCGGCAUCAGGUGGGCAUGACCAACAGGUGGCGUCUUCCAGACUCCCUGUACAGUGACUUGCUGGGCAACUCUCAGGCACUGAAGGCAGUCGACAUGCCCUAUAACUCGACCCUCGUCAGCCUUAUUACGGCCGAGAGUCCUAAACUGAGCUCAAAUCUGGAAGUCAAUGUCCCCUACACUUUCCGCCGCUCCUCUGACCGCCCACUGACCACAUCUCGUGUCACGCCGUCCUCUCGACGGUCUGCCUCCAAACUUCUACUUAGUACGACUGUACCGCAAGUUCGUUUCGAGUCGAAAAGCCUCUCACUGCAAGCUAAGGAUCCAGUGAAAGCAUCGAAAUCUUUGCAUACACACUAUAGUACGCCCAGGGACAUCUUCCUGUACCACACGAGAAAGAGCACGAGUUUUGCUGGUCCAGAUGUCCUGCUCAACUGCCUGGAUGUGGAGUGGGAUCUUUACCGACCAUUUAUGCAGAAAGCUGAGGUCCUAGCCCAACUGCUCAGAGAAGCCGAGGAUCCCAACGUACACAAAUGUUCCACCCAGCCCUCUGAUGGACCUCAAACUCUCGACUCUUACAUUUAUCAGAGCAAGGCCGAAGGCGGCGAAGGCAAGGAGCGAGACAGCCACCUCCGAGCUUCCACAGUAAAACAUUCACAUAAGAAGGAGAGGGUAAACGCUCUCGACAGCACGACUCGAACAUCCCCGAGGCGACAGGGCAGCUUCACCUUCCUCAAACUUGACAUUGACGAUCCGAUGGUGACUAAACGAGCUAUGGCUGUCGCGCUUGGGAACCUGUACCAUGGUGACCUGGAGGUGGAAGUAGAAGAUGCAGCAAGUGUUCUGGCAGCUGCUGCGGCGAUUGGCUUCGGACCGCUGAUGGAGUGGUGCACAGAGGUCAUGCUGUCGUCCAUUGCCUGCCACAAUGUCUGCCGCUAUCACCUGGCCGCCUCAAAGUACCAGAAGCAGCAAUUGGUACAGGCUUGCGAACGCUGGCUUGAAAUGAACCUCAUUCCGAAACUAUCCACGCACAUGCAUCUAAAAGAGAUGAGCAUGGAUCUCUUACAGAAGAUCCUCAAAUCCAACAGGCUUUUUGUGUACAACGAGUACAGCGUGUACAGGACUCUUGUCGUCUGGCUCUUUCUUCAGAUCAACCCGGAAGUGCAGCUCCUGCCAUCACAUAGUACUGUUACGGCGUUCUUUAACAGUCUGCCGAAGACGUGCUCUUUUCUGGAGACCGAGGAGGGUCAGACCUUCUUUCACUUAUUCCAGAUACUGAGACUGCACAGUGUUACUGACUCCAGUGACAUCCAUGACAUACUGAUCAUGAACAUAGUUCCAGAGAAAUGGAUUCUCACCAUUCUGUCAGAACAUUACCACGCGUUGCAGAGAGGAGGCGACAUGAAAGCUCUGAGAGAGUUCCACAGUGGGGCAGUUCGUCACGGCUUCAUCAUAGACGAUGAACCCCACUAUCACUCAGAAGUGAUUUCUUUGCACGGUUUUCACUUCGAAUUGAAGGCGUUGGUAGAGGACCCCACUAGCAACACAUAUGUCGUCUUCCUUGAGCGGCUGAAGCCAGGGGAUCCUAUUCUCAGUUUCCGCCAGUGCGAGCGCCAGACGUUUUCCAUGCGAUCCGAGCGCGAGGUGCGUUAUAGCUUGACCAUGCAAUACAUGCAGAAUCAGGACACGCACACGGUCACCACGGGCAUGCUGACCCACAAGUUCGGUCUGGGAGAGAAAACCUGCCGCAGCGAGAUCUUGUCUUUCUCUGGAAUACCGAAGCCCAUGUAUGUGUCGGCGGCUCUGCUUUUCCCGCCAUCAUAAAGUCGACAUCUUGUGCCGUCCGCGUCCAUGAACUUUGACGUUCUCCUGGCCUGACGCAGCGGGACGCAGUGUUGUGUGGAAGUGUAGUUUACAGACAUUUAUCACAUCCUGGGGCAAGGUUUCUUGCAACAGCUGAAGUCAAUAGUUAUAAUGACAUUAGCUUCGGGUGUGCUAGUUUCCCGACAACAAAGACGUGCGUCUCCAUUAUUUUUUUAUUUCCAUAGUUUAUUGCUCUCGGAUGUUGUUCACCGCUGUGGAGAAGUCCUUUUCUCUCAAAGCUGUGAGAUAUUGGACUGAGACAUCAAAUAAUAGUUUUUCCCCCACUGUCUUUAUUCAGAAAGCAUUGCGCAGGGAUGAUAACCUCUCCUGUGUGACUGUUUCUGCGCUUCUGUGACACGGCAAAGCGGGUCUCUAAUAAAUUAAAAUUUUGAUUAUUACGAAGUGAGGAUUAGGUGUGAACUAUGAAGGAGAUUAUAGUGGACCGCUUUAAGCAAUACCUUUCUCUGCAUCUAUAAUAAUAAUAACUGUAUAGUGAUUUACAAUUGCUUGUUUCCUGAGACAGCAACGAUUUAUGUCAAUAAGAAUUAUGUCAGAAUUAUUAUUACUAAACUUUGUCCACCAAACUGUACAUCCAUCCAUCUCUCUUUCUUCCCUUUUUGAGAAAAGUGAUCAAGUGUAUUAGCUGAUUAGCAGUUGUUUGAGAUUUCACAAAUCUCUCAGUCCAUGAUCUGUGCAAACAAACGAAACCAAGCCGAAAGACAUUAGGUAGGCAUCUUUAUGGCUACACAGCCGUAAUAAACAUGUCGCAUGUGAAUGAUAGUAACACUGAAACGUUUUCUCACAGAGCUGACAGCCCCGUCGCUUAUUAGGGUGUACAAAAUAUUGAAUGUAUAUCCUGUGGGACAGAAAGCAAAUUUAAUGGCUGAGUGAAUUUUGUGUGUGUGUGUGUGACAAAAGUGCUGUGAAGAGAACAGUGCGUUUGUGAGUUAGACAAAAAAAGCUGCAAACUAAUAAUAAUAUUAUUAUACGCCUAUAUUAGAUUUUGUGAACAUUUGGAUUUCAUUAAUUAUCAGUGUACCUGCCAAAAAAUGUAAAAAACAUUAACAUCAGCAAAUCUUU
Molecule: messenger RNA, 3296 nt
Organism: Pomacea canaliculata
Lineage: Eukaryota; Metazoa; Mollusca; Gastropoda; Architaenioglossa; Ampullariidae
Product: BTB/POZ domain-containing protein 16-like
Exons: 18
Coding region: 159-2177 (672 amino acids)
Source: RefSeq, a predicted model, not a curated record